AUGGGCCCGAUCCAGCAAAAAGCCCUGAUCAACUGUGAUCUCGGUGAAGCAUACGGCAACUGGGCUUGCGGGCCAGAUGAAGAUUUACUACCGAUGAUCGACAUUGCAAAUGUAGCCUGCGGUUUUCACGGAGGUGAUCCCCUUAUCAUGAUGGAGACCGUCCGGCGAUGCAAAGCACACAAUGUCAAAAUCGGGGCCCACCCGGGACUACCUGAUCUACAAGGGUUCGGCAGACGUGAGAUGAAACUCUCACCAGACGAAUUAACCGCUAUCACGGUGUACCAAGUCGGCGCUUUGAAGGAAUUUCUCGAUCGCGAGGGGGUACCGCUGAACCACGUUAAGCCACACGGUGUUUUGUAUGGCAUGAUGUGUAGAGACCUGGAGGUGGCCAAGGCUGUGAUGCAGGGGAUUCCUAAGGGAGUGCCGGUCUUCGGGCUGAGUGGUACAUGCAUGGAGCAGGCGGCUCAUGAGCUAGGUGUGGACUUUUGGGCGGAAAUGUACGGAGAUGUCAAGUACGAUUCUCGUGGGAUGCUGGUUAUCGAUCGCAAGAAGAAGCCCUGGAAUACGGCGGAUGUCGAGAAACACGUUCGCCAGCAGCUCGAGGAGCAGUCUGUCACGGCUGUGGAUGGAUCGACCUUGUCUUUGCCGCUGAAGUCUUACCCGCUGUCCAUCUGCUGCCACAGUGAUUCUCCGGGUUGUUUGGAGAUAGUUGCUACGACACGGAAGAUGGCCGACGAAUUCAACAAGAAGUAUGGCUGGUAG
Penicillium lagena is the source of this 762-nucleotide messenger RNA. RefSeq names its product LamB/YcsF family protein. Gene Ontology annotation, biological process: carbohydrate metabolic process. Bases 1 to 762 code for a protein of 253 amino acids. The record is from RefSeq and is a predicted model, not a curated record. Lineage: Eukaryota; Fungi; Ascomycota; Eurotiomycetes; Eurotiales; Aspergillaceae. The transcript has 2 exons.